This is a messenger RNA of Salvelinus fontinalis (brook trout), 1505 nucleotides long. Its product is annotated as RNA pseudouridylate synthase domain-containing protein 1-like. Gene Ontology annotation, biological process: pseudouridine synthesis. The record is from RefSeq and is a predicted model, not a curated record. Bases 312 to 1505 code for a protein of 397 amino acids. Lineage: Eukaryota; Metazoa; Chordata; Actinopteri; Salmoniformes; Salmonidae. Gene Ontology annotation, molecular function: pseudouridine synthase activity; RNA binding. The transcript is spliced from 6 exons.
AAACUGAUAAACAAAAAAAGGUAGGAUUUUUCACAUUGCGAAAACAUGAAAAUGUCUAACGUCAGUAGUAGCGCGUAGCCUUGUCAAGGAUGCAUCAGGAAAACAUUGGUUGUUAUAGAAAAGGUAAACAUUGAAUUUGUAGGCGUAUUCAACGCUUCUUUGGUUUGUGAUUGGUUGUUUGUGCCUUCCGUCACUAUGACGUUGUCACAGCUUCCGUGUUUUUGUUUCUUGUCGCUAAUGUACAUGUGGGUCUACUGGAGAGACUUAAAUAAGAAACAGCAGGUCAGGCUGAGCUGAACUGAGUGGUGAGUAUGGAACCGGGCAGUAUGGGACCGGGCAGUAUGGAACCUGGCAGUAUGGAACCGGGCAGUGUGGAACCGACCAGUGAGCAACCAGACAGCGGUAUGGAACCUGGCAGUGUGGAACCGACCAGUAUGGAACCGCUGGAAACUACCAGGGUUGUGGAAUCGGCCAGCGGUGUGGAACCGGCCAGGGGUGUGGAACCGUCCAGGGUUGUGGAAUCGGCCAGCGGUGUGGAACCGGCCAGGGGUGUGGAACCAUCCAGAGGUGUGGAACCGUCCAGAGGUGUGGAACCGGCCAGUGUUGACAGUCUGAAGGUUCUGUAUCAGAGCUGUGACUACAUCAUAGUGGAUAAGCACUGGGACAUCCGCAUCGACAGCAAGAUGUGGUACGAGAAACACACGGUCCAGAAACAGCUGGGGCUGCGUUUCCCUGAGCUGGCCGACCCCGGGACGUACUAUGGGUUCAGGUUCUGUCACCAGCUGGACUACUCCACCAGUGGGGUUCUGUGUGUGGCUCUGAACAAGGCUGCUGCUGGCCGGGUCUACCACUGCUUUAAAGACCGCAGAGCUACCAAGGUCUACCUAGCACUGGUGAGAAGCUGGGUGGAGGAGGAGAAGAUGACUGUAGAUUUCUCCAUCGGUCAAAACACCACAGAGGGAAGAACACACAUGAUGUGUAUCCAAGGAACAGACGGUUGUGAGAACCCCAAACCCUGUCGGACACAGCUCACAGUGUUGGAGUACGGAGCUUAUGAUGGAGACCCUGUUACCAAGGUGCUGCUGCAGCCUCUGACAGGUCGUACCCACCAGCUGAGGGUCCACUGUGAGGCGAUAGGCCACCCCAUCGUAGGAGACUACACCUACAGCCUGGGAGAAGACAGCGCCCCCUAUCGUAUGAUGCUGCACGCACACCUCCUACACCUCCCUCUGGAGCCUCUCCCCCUGCAGGCCGCCGCUCCUGACCCCUUCACCACGCCCACUGACCCCCGUUGGCGCCCGCAGCACUGCCUCCGGACUGUAGAGGGAGCCGUGGAGACCCUGCUGGAGCGCAGGGCGGCGGAGGAGAGGACGGAGCAGGAGGAGAAGAAGAGGCAGCAGGAGGAGAGGAGGAAGCAGCAGGAGGAGAGGAGGAGGGGGAGAGAGGAGAGUGAGGAGCAGAGGAGGACGUGUCAGCAGUGGUUGUCUGAGUGGACUGAUGUCUGA